AUGGCUGGCACGGAAGAACCUGGUUUGCCUUCCAUACCGGAUCCGGCUUCUCUAUCUUCGCCAUCCAAACCACGUUCAAAUACCGGUACCUAUCCUGGCGCCGGGCCCGGUGGCUGGCCAAUCGACGGCUCUGCCUGGAGGAACCACCCUGCGAACCGUCGCUACCAGUUCUUCCAACUGGAGCAGAUGCACCAUGAGGAAAUCAACAGACUUGAGUGUACCGAGGCUUUCCUUCUUGGAGAUGAUGAGAAGAAGAUUGAAGAGAAGAUCGACACCCGUACUCCAAACACGACCAUCUUCACCUUCAACAAGGAAGACCACACCCUCGCCAAUCUCCUGCGCGACAAGCUUCUGAAGAAUAGCCACGUCACGUUUGCUGCUUAUCGAAUCCCGCAUCCUCUCUUCGCGAAAUUCGAACUCCGAGUCCAGACCGACGGCGAAAUCACCCCGAAAGAAGCCGUGCUGGCCAGCUCCCGCGACCUGGUCCACGACCUAGACGUGCUCAAGACAAACUUUACAAGAGAGUACGAGUUGAGGAAGAUGGUCGGCGGUGCCCAGAACGGCCAGUGA
Molecule: messenger RNA, 570 nt
Organism: Fonsecaea pedrosoi CBS 271.37
Lineage: Eukaryota; Fungi; Ascomycota; Eurotiomycetes; Chaetothyriales; Herpotrichiellaceae
Exons: 4
Coding region: 1-570 (189 amino acids)
Biological process (GO): transcription by RNA polymerase II
Cellular component (GO): RNA polymerase II, core complex
Molecular function (GO): protein dimerization activity; DNA binding
Source: RefSeq, a predicted model, not a curated record